Pocillopora meandrina is the source of this 246-nucleotide messenger RNA. Lineage: Eukaryota; Metazoa; Cnidaria; Anthozoa; Scleractinia; Pocilloporidae. The record is from the annotation of a GenBank genome assembly.
AUGAAACCUUUUUUGAUCACCGUUCUAAUCUUGGUUGCCAUAGCAGCUGCAACAGGAACCCCUAAAAAGUACGAGCGGCGUCCUAUGAACCAUUUUUGCAAGGUAAGUUUCAUAUUCUCAGUGUUGCGUACAUUUUCUGUUUCAAUUCUCAGUGUUCAUUUUCUUAAUCUUAUUUAUCUUCGUCUGUAGGAGAACUUCAGAAACAAACUCAUGGACUACAUAUUGAAUCAUGAGGUAACUAACUAA